Pneumocystis jirovecii RU7 is the source of this 1695-nucleotide messenger RNA. RefSeq names its product mRNA-binding ribosome synthesis protein NOP7. The coding region runs from base 1 to 1695 and encodes 564 amino acids. Lineage: Eukaryota; Fungi; Ascomycota; Pneumocystomycetes; Pneumocystales; Pneumocystaceae. Gene Ontology annotation, biological process: maturation of LSU-rRNA from tricistronic rRNA transcript (SSU-rRNA, 5.8S rRNA, LSU-rRNA); ribosome biogenesis. The record is from RefSeq and is a predicted model, not a curated record. Gene Ontology annotation, cellular component: nucleolus; PeBoW complex. Gene Ontology annotation, molecular function: RNA binding. The transcript is spliced from 6 exons.
AUGGCAAAGAUAAAAUCUAAGGGUGAAUCUGGAACAGCAAAAAAUUUUAUUACUCGUAAUCAGGCACUUAAAAAAUUACAAGUAACUCUUGCUGAUUUUAGGAGAUUAUGUAUUUUUAAAGGAAUAUAUCCAAGAGAACCACGAAAUAAAAAAAAAGCAAAUAAAGGAUCUACAGCACCAGCAACAUUUUAUUACUCUAAAGAUAUCCAAUAUCUCCUUCAUGAACCUAUUAUUGAUAAAAUACGUCAACAUAAAGCUUUUAUAAGAAAAUUUAACCGUGCACUAAGCCGUCAAGAAUAUGAAGUUGCAAAAUCAUUACAAAGAAUCAAGCCUUCAUACACUUUAGACCACAUUAUUAAAGAAAGAUAUCCAACAUUUCUUGAUGCUAUCCGAGAUCUUGAUGACGCACUUAGUAUGCUUUUUUUAUUUUCUUCUAUACAUGUUACAGAUAAAGUUGAUUCAUCUGUUAUUUUAAACUGUGAACGUUUGUGCUUAGAAUUUCAAAAUUAUAUUAUAAUAUCAAAAUCAUUAAGAAAGGCUUUUCUUUCUAUUAAAGGUAUUUAUUAUCAAGCUGAAAUCAGAGGUCAAGAUGUUACUUGGUUAGUUCCAUAUAAAUUUUCUCAGGAGAUACCACCUGAUGUAGAUUUCCGAAUUAUGGUUACAUUUUUGGAGUUUUAUCAAACUUUUCUUGGUUUUGUAAACUUUAAAUUAUAUAACGAUUUUGGUUUAACUUAUCCACCUCCUGUUAAUAUUUCUCUUCUUGAAGGAGCAGGCGAUAUUUUAGCAUAUAGUUUAGAAAAAUCAAGAACUCAAAUUGAAAAUAAAUCAGAAGAAAACCAAAAGCCUAAGGAUAUAAAAAAACAAGUUAUUACAUUAAAUAAAGAAUUAGAUAAAAUAUUUGCUGAAACCGAAUUUUCAACUCAUAAUUCUGAAAUUUCUGAAGACAUAAAUGACGAUGUCGUUCUUGAUAAUUUUCAUAUGCAAUCUGAUUCUAAAGAUUCUCUCAAUAAAUUAAUACAACCAGUUACUCCUAACUCGGAAAAAGUUAACAUAUUUGAAAACUUUAUCUUUUAUCUAUCUAGAGAAGCUCCUCGUUAUUCUUUAGAAUUUGUUAUAAGGUCUUUUGGAGGAAAAGUUGGAUGGGAUCCUGUUCUUGGAGAUGGUUCCCCUUUUAAAGAAGAUGAUAUGGCAAUUACACAUCAAAUUUACGAUAGACCAAGUUUAAAUAAAAGAAUUAUAACUAGGGUUUACAUUCAACCACAAUGGGUUUAUGAUUGCAUUAAUAAGAAAAAAAUAUUAAAUACAGAUGAAUAUGCACCUGGUUCUUUGUUACCACCUCAUUUAAGUCCAUUUGUAAACGUGAAUGAUAAUGAAUAUAAUCCUGAAAUGGAAGAUGAAGAUGAUAAUCUGGAUGACCAAAACAGUUCAAAUGGUAUUUUGAAUAAUCAUAAAGCAGAUUUACAGGAUACUUCACUUUUAGAUAAUAUUGAAAAAACCGAAAAAUUAGAAAUUGAAGAAACAAAAUCAGAAGAAGUUAAAAAUUUAGCAAAAAUUAUGCUGACUAGUAAACAAAAGAAACUUUAUAAAAAAAUGAUUUACAGUAAUUUAAAGAAGAAAGAAGAAAUAGAUAAAUUAAAAAAGAAACGCAAGAAGCUAAUGCAAGCGAAAAAACAAAAAAGUAAUGUUAAAGUUUAA